Molecule: messenger RNA, 354 nt
Organism: Peniophora sp. CBMAI 1063
Lineage: Eukaryota; Fungi; Basidiomycota; Agaricomycetes; Russulales; Peniophoraceae
Source: the annotation of a GenBank genome assembly
AUGUACCUUGGACUUUGGCGUGGAACACGGACACCUGGGACGCUCGCGUUUCUCGACAGUUCGCGAAAGCAAUUAUUCGCCGCAACGAGUUGGGAUCAUCUCAAAGCCGACGGAACACUCUUGGCUACUGGGUAUCGCAAAGCACGGUUUGGGUUGGGAGACGGCCAUCGACCUGAGAUGGCGUGGCCGCGAAAGGCCUAUCAUGAUGAGGAGAGCUUUGGCUAUCCGUUCGAUUGUGGAACACACAGACUGAUCCGCUACAGUUUCAAGGCCGAGCCAAAUACCCCUGUCUUGCCCGAAUACGGACACGCACGGCCAGAUGAAGAUGGUCGCGGCGCUAGAUUGGUAUUCUAA